Molecule: messenger RNA, 1390 nt
Organism: Boleophthalmus pectinirostris (great blue-spotted mudskipper)
Lineage: Eukaryota; Metazoa; Chordata; Actinopteri; Gobiiformes; Gobiidae
Exons: 7
Coding region: 71-1390 (439 amino acids)
Source: RefSeq, a predicted model, not a curated record
UGCUGGUUUAGUCCAUAGUUUAGUCCUGGUUCAGUCCUGGUCUAGUCCUGGUUUAGUCCCAGUUCUACUCAUGGGUCUGGAAGUCUUGUUGUUCGUGCUGUUUCUCGGCUGUUCAGGUUUAUCCUCAGACUGUUUCCGGGGUCUGGACGUGGUUUUCCUGGUGGAUUCUUCUACGAGCGUCUCUCCCCGGGACAUUAUAAACAUCAGGUCGUUCUUGGAGUCCGUCGCCAACUCUUUCUCGCCUGGACCCAACGGGACCCGGGUGGGACUGGUCCAGUUCAGCACAAAGGUCCAGGUUCUGAUCGGCCCAAACCGGAAAUAUAACCAGACUGUUUUCCGGAGAGCCUUAAGGAGGAAGAGACUGAACGGAGACACUAACACAGGUGCAGCUCUGGAGUUCGUCUUGACCAGGUUCUUCUCAAACUGCACUCGACCCAAAGUCCUGGUCCUGAUCACAGACGGAGAAGCGACGGACGACGUGAGCGACGGCGCCGAAGAACUGCACCGGAGAGGAGUCCAAGUGUACAGCAUCGAGCCGAGUCAGGGAAGAGUCCAGCGGGUCCGGACGAGCGGGUCCGGACGGGCGGGUCCGGACGGGCGGGUCCGGACGGGCGGGUCCGGACGAAUCCUCGCUGCACCGCGGGGCGUUCACAGAUACUCUGUAAAAACCCCCUGCCCCCCCCACGUGUCUCUGCAGCCCCCACACCCCCCUCUCCUCUGGGGCCCCCUCUCCUCUGAGGCCCCCCUCUCCUCUGAGGCCCCCCUCUCCUCUGAGGCUCCCCUUUCCCCUGAGACCCCUCUGUCUUCUGGGGCCCCCCUUUCUUCUGGGGCCCCCCUCUUCCCUGAGGCCCCCUCUCCUCUGGGGUUCCCAUUUCUUCUGGGGCCCCCCUCUCCCCUGAGGCCCCCCUCUCUUCCGGGGCCCCUCUCUCCCCUGCGGCCCCUCUGUCUUCCGGGGCCCCUCUCUCCUGUGAGGCCCCCCUCUCGUGGGGCCCCUGUCUCCUCUUGGGCCCUGUCCUCGGAGCCGCCCCUGGUCCCGUGGGGUCUGGACGUCGUCGUCUCUUGUUUUGUUGGACCGGAUUUUUCUGGCGGACAUUUUGUCCUCAUGACGCCCGUCGGAAACCACACCCUCCCAGCUGUCAAUCACUCGGCUCACUUCCUGUUCCCGGCCUUUAGCCCCGCCCACUCAGGGGAGUACACCUGCGUUUACCUGCUGCACCUGCCCUGCCGAAACCACACCCUCCUGAGCCCCGCCCUCCACCUCAUGCUCGGAGUUCCAAACUUUCACCUCGUGAUUCGAGCUGGAGUUGCGUUUUUCAUCAUCCUCAUCUCCACCAUCCUCCUCCACCACUACUACAAGCCCAGCAGGGGGCAGCAGCGCGCGCGGCUGUGA